GCGCUGGGUGGAUUUUGGGGGGGGUCUCACUCCCUGCCCCCCCAGGCCGGCUGACCAAGGCCUCGCGGGUGCUGGUCCAGGCCGGCGGCUCCAUCACGUCGCUCUCGGCCCGGGCCUGGGCCAGCCGGGAGGCGCCGGACCCGUCGCUGCUGGUGAACGCCUGCCCCGACCGCCUGCUGCUCUUCCGGGUGGUGGAGGACGAGGGGGGCUCGGGGGCCCCGGGGCUGCGGCUCCGGCGCAGUUUCCCCACGCGGCACCGGGAGCAGCCCCUGAGGAGCUGCUUCUGCCCCCUGAUGUCCUUCCGGCAGGGAGCCUGCGUGGUGACGGGCAGCGAGGAGAGCUGUUGGGUGCCAUCCCUCAGCCCUGUCCCCAAUGUCCCUGAUGUCCCCAUGUCCCCACAGUGA
Pyrgilauda ruficollis (rufous-necked snowfinch) is the source of this 404-nucleotide messenger RNA. RefSeq names its product WD repeat-containing protein 13-like. The transcript has 3 exons. The record is from RefSeq and is a predicted model, not a curated record. The annotation marks the transcript as partial. Lineage: Eukaryota; Metazoa; Chordata; Aves; Passeriformes; Passeridae.